Molecule: messenger RNA, 618 nt
Organism: Lactuca virosa
Lineage: Eukaryota; Viridiplantae; Streptophyta; Magnoliopsida; Asterales; Asteraceae
Source: the annotation of a GenBank genome assembly
AUGGGAGGAAAAGUUGAUUCAUCCAUCAACACGGGCAACGCACCAUACAUAUUUAGACUUAGUGGUCAAAAUUAUCAUAGUAUGGGAAGUCUUCUACCGACAGGUGGAUCUAGACCAAAAUUCUGUCAGUUAUACAUAUAUGAUACGGAGAACGAGAUUUCAAAUAGAUCAACAAGUAUUGGUGGACCAAAGAGCGCUUCUACAUCAACUUCAAUAUCAUAUGAUCUCCAGAUUAUAGAAUUUUUGAAGGUUAUGUUAGAUUCAAACAAUGCGUUGGUCAAGUUUUAUAGGAUGGUAAGAGACAGUCUUCACGAAAAUCCAGGUGCUAAUUUGAAGUUAAGAUUAAUCGGAAAAAGAGAACAAGAUGGAAGGACGUAUAACUUACCAACUUCUUCUGAGGUAGCAGCUUUAAUUGUUGGUGACAUUUGUGAUUCAAUUGAAAAAAGGGACAUCAUUGUUGAAACCGCAUCUGGAUUACUAAAACGUAUCAGUGAGUUACAUCCUUCUUACCUUGCUCUUCAGUAUCCAUUACUAUUUCCAUAUGGAGAUGAUGGUUAUAGAGUUGACAUCCUUCAUAGAAGUAUAACAGCUUCAAGUAACAGCAAACGCCCGACAUAA